Messenger RNA from Dracunculus medinensis (Guinea worm), 708 nucleotides. The record is from the annotation of a GenBank genome assembly. Lineage: Eukaryota; Metazoa; Nematoda; Chromadorea; Rhabditida; Dracunculidae.
AUGAGCAAUUUAAUUUUGACAAUGUUUAUCGUUAAUCAAAUUACAAUCAUUGAAGGAUCAGUUGAACCAGCUGCUUCACCAGGUACACUCAGAUUAUACAGCAUGAGAUUUUGUCCCUAUGGACAAAGAGCUGUUAUAUAUGCGGCCAAGAAGCGAUUACCAGUUGAGAUUAUUAACGUGAAUCCGGAUAAUGGUCCAGAUUGGUUUCUUAAAAAAAGUCCUCUCGGUAGAGUUCCAGCAUUUGAAAGAGACGGACGAGUUUGCAUUUUUCCUUUGAUUCAAAUGACAAUUUAUGAAUCGCCCAUAGUUGUCGAAUAUUUGGACGAUAUUUUCCCAGAGACAUCCGUUCUUCCUAGAGAUCCUUUUGCUAAAGCUGAGCAAAAGAUUCUUCUUGAACGGCUUUCACCACUAAUAUCGACGUUAUUUGAAUUUUUACGAUCUAAAAAUGCUUCGGAUCAACGCGAAGCAGAUGAAUCGCUCAAUAAAGCUCUCCGAAAUGCCGAAUUAUUAUUAGCCAACAAUUACUAUGGAGGGAAUGGAAUGGGUUAUGUGGAUAUAAUGAUAUGGCCAUUCUUCGAACGGCUUCAGUUAUUUACUAUGAAUCCACUCUCAGAAUUCAGGUAUUUCCCUGGUCAAAAAUAUCCCAAAAUGGGUGCAUAUAUGGCUCGCAUGCAACAACAACCUGAGGCACGUUUUUUUAUUUUAUAG